AUGACCGCGCCACAGGCGUGCACUGACAGACAGUAUUCAGGCAAAAUUGCCGCCUAUGCAGAGAUGGUCUACGGUUUCCUGAUGACAGCGGCCAAGGCAGGAUCCAAGCUGAUCUUGGCAAAGAGGAUUUUGCCACCACAGGCAGUGCCAGUCGAGCUCCCCAUUGAUUUUCCUUUUGCUUUGCAACAGCAGGCCCCAGCUACCCCGGACGAGGCAGCUGAGGAUUACGAUGAUGAUCUUCGAGAUGGAUCAGAGGCCAACCAACAGGCAGAUCCAGAUUUGACGGCCGCGAAGGAGCAGCUGAUUUUCCCAGACACAGGUUUUGUUCUUUCCGCCUUGGAUGUGGCAGACGCGUUCUUGACGGAGGCAGGUGACGAGAUCAGUUUUCUCAAGCGCAAGCAUUUGCUCACUGUUGAAGGCAACAUUUUGAUCACGCCGCACGAGAGAAGACAGAAGAAGAGGAGAGAAGAUGAGAAGAGAAGACGAGGAGAGAAGACGAGGAGAGAACACGAGGGGAGAAGUCGAGGAGAGAAGACGAGGGGAGAAGACGAGGAGAGACGACGAGGGCGGAAGACUUGUUGGGAAGACGAGGAGAGAAGUCGAGGGGAGAAGACGAGAAGGGAAGACGAGGAGAGAAGACGAGAUGAGAAGACGAGACGAGGAGAGAAGACGAGGAAAGAAGACGAGAUGAGAAUCAGUGAAGACGAGGAGAGAACACGAGGAGAGAAGACGAGGAAGGAAGACGAGAUGAGAAUCAAUGAGAAGACAAGGAGAGAAGACGAGAAGAAGACGAGAGGGGAAGACGAGCAGAGAAGACGAGAUGAGAAGACGAGGAGAGAAGACAAGGAGAGAAGACGAGGAGAGAAGACGAGGAGAGAAGACGAGGAGAGAAGAAGACGAGGAGGAGAGAAGACGAGGGGAGAAGAUGAGAAGGGAAGACGAGGAGAGAAGACGAGGAGAGAAUCAGUGAAGACGAGGAGAGAACACGAGGAGAGAAGGCGAGGAGAGAAGACGAGGGGAGAAGACGAGAAGGGAAGACGCGGAGAGAAGACGAGGAAAGAAGACGAGGAGGAGAGAAGACGAGGGGAGAAGACGCGAAGGGAAGACGAGGAGAUAAGACGAGGAGAGAAGACGAGGGGAGAAGACGAGAAGGGAAGACGAGGAGAUAAUCAGGGAAGACGAGGGGAGAAGAGGAGAGAAGACGAGGAGACCAUUUCCGGCUCCAGCUGCUAG
Messenger RNA from Effrenium voratum, 1233 nucleotides. NCBI's taxonomy places the organism in Eukaryota, Dinophyceae, Suessiales, Symbiodiniaceae. The record is from the annotation of a GenBank genome assembly.